Molecule: messenger RNA, 805 nt
Organism: Arachis duranensis
Lineage: Eukaryota; Viridiplantae; Streptophyta; Magnoliopsida; Fabales; Fabaceae
Product: ubiquitin-conjugating enzyme E2-17 kDa
Exons: 5
Coding region: 215-661 (148 amino acids)
Biological process (GO): protein polyubiquitination
Cellular component (GO): nucleus
Molecular function (GO): ubiquitin conjugating enzyme activity
Source: RefSeq, a predicted model, not a curated record
GCAGCAGCGAAACGGCGAAACCAGAAACACGCUAUUUAAGUGCGAAUUAUAACUUCUAAGCAAACCCACUCACUCAAACCUUCCCAAACGCAACGCAACGCAACGCAACGCAAUCACUCCUUCACUCUAAUUCUUUCAAACCCUACCCUAGCUACCUAGGGAUUUCAAGGAGUGAUAAGCCUCGGAUUGGCAUCUUGAACUUUGCAUAGUUUUAAUGGCUUCCAAACGCAUUACUAAGGAGUUGAAGGACCUACAGAAGGAUCCUCCUGUUUCCUGCAGUGCUGGCCCUGUUGGUGAUGACAUGUUUCAUUGGCAAGCAACAAUUAUGGGUCCCGCAGACAGCCCUUAUGCUGGUGGUGUAUUCCUAGUGAACAUUCACUUCCCACCAGACUAUCCAUUUAAGCCACCAAAGGUUUCUUUUAAAACAAAGGUCUUUCACCCUAAUAUCAACAACAAUGGAAGCAUCUGUCUUGACAUUCUGAAAGAGCAGUGGAGCCCUGCUCUUACAGUAUCCAAGGUGUUGCUGUCAAUUUGCUCACUGCUCACUGAUCCCAAUCCAGAUGAUCCUUUAAUGCCCGAGAUUGCUCAUAUGUACAAGUCCGACAGAGCCAAAUACGAGAAUACUGCCCGUUCUUGGACUCAGAAAUAUGCCAUGAACUAAGGAGACUCAUUAUUUACAUGAUGAUGGUUAUGAUACUAAUUUGGGGGUAAGAUGAAGUGCAAAGGAUGUUAUGUGGGAUUUACAUAAAUCGUUGUCCGUCUUUGAUUUUAAAAUAAUUCAAACUUGGAAACUUUUAGAUGUAAA